Camelina sativa (false flax) is the source of this 1702-nucleotide messenger RNA. NCBI's taxonomy places the organism in Eukaryota, Viridiplantae, Streptophyta, Magnoliopsida, Brassicales, Brassicaceae. The record is from RefSeq and is a predicted model, not a curated record.
CAAAUUCACAACUUUUUCUUUGCUAUAUUUUUUUGCUUCUGUUUUUCUUAGUAUACAAGUCAGAAAUCUCCUAUAUGAUCGUAUUAUUUUUUCUGGCGACUUCUAUUAGAACUUUUGUUCAUAUAUUUUCUUUUUGUCUCAAAGAGAUGAAUCAUUUCUGUUCCCCACUUGGAAACGGACGAUUUAUAUUAUUUCAGAUUCUUCUACUUCUUCCUCCUCCUUGAUCUCUGAUCUCCCAAGAAAAUUCAUCAUGUAAAUUCAUAUUCAAACUUUUUUCUUCUUUACUUGCAUGUUUAUCAGUUUAUGCAACUUGAUGAGUAUGAUUUUAGGGUUUGUGGUUUUGUUUGAGAUUAGGGGUGAAGAUGAUAUAGUGGAGCUCUUAUGGAAGAGCGGUCAAGUCGUUCCAAGCAGCCAUCAGACACAGAGACCCUCCUCCGGUCCUCUACCCAUUCUCCGCGGCAGCGGAAGCGGAGAAGGAAAUGCUCCUCUACCGCAGCCUACACCUCCCCUGCAUCAUCAUCUCUUCAACCAAGAAGACGAAAUGGCUUCUUGGCUUCACCAUCCUAAUCGCCAAGAUUAUUUCUACUCUGGCGUCACCUCGACUCCGGCUACUCUCCCCCAAAGAAGUUCGGCCUCCAUGGCACCACCAGGUCCACCACCACCUAGUUCUCAGUACAUUAUGAUGCCGGAGAGACCCACCCGUCAAGUUUUGGCUGCGAGAAGGGCGGACAAUUUUAUGAACUUCUCGAGUUUAAGAGGGAACAUAUUUACCGGCGGUAGAGAUGAAGCUGGACCGUCCAUGCAGAUGAGCUCGAGUGCGACCCCGUCGUCUUUUGCAAUUGGAUCAUGUGUAAUACCAGCGACGACUGAGGGCACCAAGAGUCGAGUAUCGCCUACUUUUACCGUUCCUAGUCGUCGGAACGAAACGGUGGCUAUUGAGACAACGGUUUGUGAGAUCGCCGAAACAAAGCCGAUUCAUAUACAACCAGCUACAGAUAUUGCCGAAGACAGGAAGCAAAAGGAAAGAGAAGAAACCAAUGCCGAAAUGCAGGUGAGUCAUAGGCUCAUAGCUCUAUUAAUAGGCGCACUCAUGACUCAUGUAUAUGAUAAUGAUCCUUUAGUCUUUGUCAUGUCGCCGCGUGAAACUCCAGAAGCUCGUGGUUCAAAUUCUAGGAAGAGGUCACGAGCUGCAGAAAUGCAUAACCUUUCCGAAAGGAGACGGAGAGAAAAAAUUAACGAGAAGCUGAAGACUCUGCAAGAACUCAUUCCUGGAUGCAGCAAGAAGGAUAAAGCUUCAACGCUGGAUAGUGUUAUCGAGUACGUGAAAUCGGUCCAGAUGAAAGAGCAGAUGAAGUCGAUGGGACAAGGUAUGGUGCCAUCAACGAUGUCUGCGGAGAAUACGCCUCAGUUAAUGCCCCACAUGAGGAUGAUGGAUAUGAACCGGCCUCCUCCAUUAAUACCUUUCUCCGGCACACCUUUUCCUAGGCCGCCUCCUAUUGCGGGUGUAGGUUCAUCAUGCCCAGCACCACGCUACCCUAAUGAUCCAUCUAGAGUCCACUUACAAAGUCCUCAGCCUAACCCGGUGUCGAACCAGCCUCAGUUUCCGACUUACAUGAAUCCCUAUAGCCAGUUUGUUGGUUUCCACCAGAUGCAACAACCUCCUUCUUCAUUGCAUGUAAUUUUUUCCUAGUAUUCAUUGUGC